AUCCAUUUCUUGGCAGUGCACUCCGAUUUAUGGGAAAAAAUAAUGAAGAAAUGAUGGAAGUGUUGAAAGAUAUUCUCUUCAAAACCAAAAUCCCGUUUGUAUUUUGGCUGGGACCAAAAAGUUUCUUGGUCAUUGAUCAUCCAGAUGACAUCCAAACGGUCAUGAACUCCAAUAGCUGCAUCGAAAAGAGUGAUAUUUAUCAAUUUUUCAAUCGUGGCGUUGGACUUUUUUCGGCGCCAGCUCACAUUUAUAAACCACAACGGAAACAACUGUCUGCAUCAUUCAACAAUCAGAUCACUUGGUCAUUUCUGCCGAUUUUCAAUGAAAAAGCCAAUUUAUUCAUUCGAAAUGUUGGUCGACACAUUGACAAAGGCCAUUUUGACGUGAUGCAUUACGCUUCGACCUGCACUUGUGACAUCAUUUGUGAAACGGUGUUGGGAACACACAUGAAAAUUCAAGACGGUGAAAAUGAUGAUUAUAUGGAAGCUUUGUCUGAAUGGCUUUCAGCUGUUGCCCGAAGAAUGGCUAAUGUGUCUUUGCAUCCAGAUUUUAUUUACAAGUUGACACAGGCCUAUCGUAUCGAAUGUGAUUGGCUUGCUCGGUCUGAGAUCAUGCCGAAUAAGGUUAUCAAUCAAAAAAUGUCGCAGCUUAAAGACGACAAUAACAAUGCUGCGACCGUUGAAGGUGAUGAUGAUGAACGGAAGUAUGAAAAACCUCAAAUUUUCAUCGAUCGACUCUUGAAAUUGUACAGCAAGGGAAUCGUUACCGAUCAAGAAAUUCGAGAUCAAGUGAACUUGAUAAUAUUCGGUGGUCAUGAUACAUCUGCCUUUGCAACAGCCGUAGCAAUUCUAAUGCUAGCGAUCCAUUCAAAGGUCACCCAGCGAGUUAUGGACGAACUGAAUGAAGUGUUGGGUGAUCAACCAGUUGAUGCUGACUUAACAAUGGAACAGGUCAAUCAAUUGGUUUAUCUAGAACAAGUCAUCAAAGAAACAUUGCGAUUGCAUCCAGUAGCACCGAUUUUACUACGACACUGUACUGAAGAUACAAAAUUAGCUAAUUGUGUGGUUCCAGCUGGCACUGAAGCUGUGAUUUCAACUAUGACAGUCCAUCGCCGCAAGGACAUUUGGGGUAAUGAUGCUGAUGAAUUCAAUCCCGAUCACUUCAGCAGAGAGGCCAUGUCGAAACGCAGUCCAUACGCAUUCAUGGCAUUUAGUAAUGGUACUCGAUAUUGCAUGGGACAAAAGUUUGCCUUCAUUUCAAUCAAAAUCAUUCUGGCUAAACUGUUCCGCAAAUAUCGUAUCUCUACACGCUUAGAAAUGGACGACAUCAAAUUUAGACUUGAAAUCACAUGCAAACCAAUCAAUGGCAUCAUGGUAGAAAUUGAAGAACGAACAUAAUUCCAAGCAACCGAAAAACAUAAAUGGGAACGGUUUGAGAAUUAAUAUUGAAGAUUUUUUCAGUUUAUUUAAAUUGGGAUUGUUUUUUCAAGGCAGAAACUA
This is a messenger RNA of Sitodiplosis mosellana (orange wheat blossom midge), 1499 nucleotides long. RefSeq names its product cytochrome P450 4c21-like. The transcript has 6 exons. The record is from RefSeq and is a predicted model, not a curated record. Gene Ontology annotation, molecular function: heme binding; iron ion binding; monooxygenase activity. Lineage: Eukaryota; Metazoa; Arthropoda; Insecta; Diptera; Cecidomyiidae. The coding region runs from base 30 to 1397 and encodes 455 amino acids.